AUGUCGUCUUCAAGAUAUCCUCCUCCACCAAGAGAUCGCUCCCCACCUCGAUUCGACCGCAGACCAUCAACUAACUAUACGCCUCCGAGCUCUUUGUACAGAGGCCAAGGAGAACCCGGCUUACUACCGGCUCAGCGAGACCCUCCUCGAGGCCCGAAGGCUGACUUUCGAGGUGGCGGGGGUGCUUUUCCAUUCAGUUCUACUGCGCGUGGUCGAGGUGGAGGAUUUACUCCCCGGCCUAAUGAUAACUGGGAUAGAGACCGUGAACGGGACCGUGAACGAGAUCGCGAUCGAGAUGCCCGGCCACCCCCACAGUCCUACCGGGGUCGAGAAGAUGACCGCGCCGAAUGGCCUCGACGUGAUCGUGACUUCGCAACUGCCGAUCGCAAUGUCACAUUAGCCAGAGACACUCGACCGUAUGUUGGCAGAGAACGCUCGGCUUCUCCAAUUCGACCCAGGAGAGACUCGCGUGAAUCGAUCCCUUCUACUUUCUCUCGUCCUGCGGAAUCUGCAUCAUCAUACUAUCCUCCUACAGGGCGGGGUGGGCUUGGCCGCGGCAGGGGAAGAGGCGAUUGGGAGAGGGGCAGGGGCAGGAGUUCUUUCGUGAGCGAGCGCGAGCGGGACCUGUUCCAUCCACGAAGCCGUUCAAGAGAGAGCUGGCGUGAUCGUGAAUUCGACCGAGGUCGGCCGCCCCCUGGGGACGCUGACCGCUCCGACAGGUACGAGCGUCGAGACUAUGAGCGAAGCCGCGAGCGUGAAGUCAGAGCUCGAGACUCACGGGACCACGACGUAUGGCCGAGGGAUCAAUCGCCUGCUAGAAUAUCUACUGGAAACACGGGCGCCGCUGUUGCCACCCCGUCUGCUUCUGGCAAUGACCGACCUGGAAAAUCCGAUUUUGAUACACCCAGACGGCCGUCCCUUGUAGCUACGCCAACCAGCGCCAUCCGCGACAAUCGGCGUGAUGGCGAAGGAGCAGAUUAUUUUGGAAGCUCGAGGCUGGAUCCUUCUCGUCGUGACCAACCCCAACUCCCACAACAACCCUCUGCCGCCGUUGGCCUUGACUAUGGUCCCCCGCCAUCCUUGCCACCGUCAGUCACCACCCCCGCUACGGAGAAGCCGGCCUUCCCGAAGCUACAGCCUCCCAAGCCUGAGCAAGCAAUACCUUCGCCAGCUACUUUUCAACCGCCUAGUGGGCCAAAAGCUGGCAGGACCGGGCCCACAGCAAGCCUCAGUCAAGCCGUGAAGACGCCUCAAACCCAGGAGGGCUGGACUCGUACCGAGCCUGUUUCGCGUCCCGUCCGCCCUGGCCUGAUCCCAAGUGCAAGCAAUCUAUCGACGGAAGGAAGCACAAAGAAAGACGAGCUCCCUGUCGAAGCUAAACCUCCUGCGGCGCCAGCUGCUGACCGCUCUAUGCCUCCAAACGUUCCUUCCGGCCCACGACUAGGCAAUGCGCCGCCAUUUAAACACAGACUAUCUUCGAGUGAACCAUCAGGCUCUGGUCCACCUCCCAUGGCACCAAGAGAACCUUCUUCAAAACCUUCCGGAUUGGACAAUCGGGCUCCAGCAAUUCCGACAGGCCCUCGUCUUGACCGCGAAGUUUCGAGGACAAUGCCAGGGACAGCCUCCAAGAUAUGGAUCUCCCCGGACUACAAACCAAAGCCUUCUAUUAUGAACGCAAUGAACAAACAGUUCCAGCCCGAAACCCGGGAUAGAGGCUUGAUACCCACAGGCCCGAGGCAGCAGAAUGUGUUCCCUACUCACGCUGACAAGGCUCGGGCACCACAUACAUCUGCAAAUUCGAUCCCAUUUGCACCGUCUGGGCCCAAGGCGCUGAUAGCAACAAGUCCCAAAAUUCAAGACGCCAAAAUGACCCUCUUGCCUCCUAGGCAUCCCGUCGACGAGUUCCAACCCCAAGAAGAUGUGAUAAUGUCGGUUCCCGCAUCCAGUGAGGACGAGGACGAAGUUGAGGAUGAUUCUUUCGACGAAGAGUACUAUAUUGAAUCUGAAGAGAGGCAUAAGCAGGAGAUGGAAUUGCUUCAAGCUAAGAAACCACCACCUUUAUUACAAGAUGCUGCAAUUGUGGCCCUCCUUGUAAAGCUGCAAUUUCUUGAGAUGAUAUCUCAAGCUCCUGUUCUUAGGCCCGUUUCCAAACCUCUCGAGGUCACAAAAGAGGAGGCUCCUGCUUCUGUUACCGUUGUAACCGGGUUACCGUCCCCAGACCAGGUCCCUCAUGAGACCGAGUCUAAACAGGAAGUCCAGGAAGUGGAAUUACCACAUCCCAAAGGACGACCUCUCAAACAGCCACCAGUGAACCCCAUACCCACUCCUCCCAUCGAAGAUUUGCCGUAUCUGAAGCCGGGACCUAUUGAGCCAGUCGUCUUUGAAGACUCUGACAACGAAGUCGAACAUGAAGCAGUCGCAAUUCUCCUUCAACAGGAAUUUGAGCGCAAUGCAUGGGACUGGAGAUCUGAGCUUGAAGAAAUGCACGCGGAGUUCAAGGCCAGGUAUCCUCUAUGGAAGCAGAAGAUCCAUCAACUGGAACAAGAUAGGCGUGAACUACAGGCUAGCCCUGCGCCUGCCUCCCCUGCACCGUCAGCGGCACCAUCGGUCACACCUUCAUUAACCCAUGAACGUACCAGAGGCGCGCGAAAUACGACAGAAGCGGAUUUACAAGCCGCAAUUUUAAUGUCUCAGCAGUCCCUCAGAGAAGAAGAAGAACGACGGGAGAGAGAGGCGGCUUCUAGCUCUUUGCCAAACUACGACACGGAGGCUGUCGUACCGCCAAUGCUAAAGCCCGCGGACAUUGAACUGUCCCAAUUCGAAGAGACGAACCAUCUCAUCCCAAAUGAAUUGGCAUUGCAUGCUUUUGCCUACGUCCCUCCCGAGGACGAUUUUACGGAAGAGGAGCAAAGCCGUUUCAUUACAGCCUACUGUCAAAAUCCCAAGAAAUGGGGCAAGAUCGCAGAAUCUCUUCCGGGUAGAACGUAUCAAGAGUGCAUCGUUCAUUACUACUUGACGAAGACCCAGGCUCACUACAAAGACCUCUGGAGACGAUCGCAGCCUAGGAAGCGCGGUCGACGAGGGGCUGCAACUAAACCCCGUUCCACGGCUUUGAUGUCCGAGCUCCUCAAUGGUGAUGAUGCAGAGGCGACACCUGUUGCCGUUACAGAUAGCGGAAGGCCGAGGCGGGCGGCGGCACCCACAUUUGGAGAUGCCCCCAGCGAAGCUGACUCUUCAACACCCGCCCCACAGUCGAAGAAGCUUACAUCGGCCUUGAAAGAUGGCAAUUCAGACGGCAGUGGAACCAAAACGUCAAGAGGCCGCAAGGCUGGUACUGCUGCCAAAGUGCGCAGGACCAAGGCGCAGAUUCAAGCUGAGCAGCAACAGGCUUUACUUUCGAAUGCUGCUGAAGCCUCGCCCGGCAAACCCGCCACCGCUAAGGUUGAAAGAGGGCGCACACUGAUUCGCGCCGAAAAUGUGCCCAUCAGACCCGAUGCUCCUGCCAUCCCGCAAGUGCAACGAUCGGUUGAAGCAGGACUACAGCACUAUCCUAUCUGCGAUGUCCCAAUCGGCCCUCCAACAGCCCCAGCGUCGACAGCAUCGUUGCAAGUGACGAGUUAUUGGUCAGUACCUGAACAGCACAAGUUUCCAGAGCUUCUGGCGUAUUUUGGUCGAGACUUUACCGCGAUUGCAGACUUCAUGAAGACGAAAAGCGUGACAAUGGUGAGUGCACCCAUGGAUGGUUCACACUUGCUGGCUGACAAGACAAAGAUCAAAAAUUAUUAUUCUCGGCAAAUCAAUGACGGCAAGGAUGAGCUUGAAAAGUUCGCCCGGAUGGGUGAGCAGAUGCGCGAACAGAUGCGCAUCGCCGGAAAGGUCGCGAUUCCACCUCCAAGUCCGAUCGCGGCUCCAAAACGUCGGUACGACACAGCAUUGGCACCCAUCCCUCGUCCAACAACCCAGGGUGAGCAGAACGUUGUAGAUGGUGAGCCGCCAGUUCCAGCAAUCACGCAGAGCGUCAUUGAAGACUUCCCUCGGAACAUUCUCGAACGGACAGCCUCUGGGGACAUUAUUUCCAAGCCCCGCCCAGUUGGACGCGAAACACUUCGUGAGGUCACUUUACCUGCUCCUCUUCCACCUAAGACUGAAGAGCCUCCGAGAUUACCCAGUGACCGUCCUUCUCUCUUUGCCCACAAACCAUUGCAUGGCCCCAAAGCUGGCGUUUUCCAGGAUGAUAUCGGUUUCCAGCCUUCCCGUCAAAAUCUCCGGACAACGCUUCAGGAGCGGUCGCCCCAAAUACUCACGCAGAGACUUCCGGAUCUACCUCGCCCUGAAUUAGCACAACAAGCCCCAAUACCCACAGCCGCUCCAAGCCUUCUUGGCUCGCGAGAGCCUCUCAUUCAAGGACAGCCACUGCCCCAAGCUCCUCCCGCUCCUCCUGUUCAAGGCAUCCAAGCUCAUGUCGAGAAGUAUACACCGCCAAAUGCUCUGCAUCCUAGUCAGAACCGUAACAGUGGCUCGGCAACGCCGAGCCAACCGCCUCUGGAGAGGUCUCAGGAUAUUUCCUCUUUGCGCCACAUGGACGAUCAACGUGCAUUGUACCGACCUGGUCCGACAGGGUCUCCAGUAUUGACACCAACAUCAAUACCUGCCUCGCAGCCUGCGCGAGCCGAGAUAGCUCGGCCAGCGCCAGCGCCUCCUCCGGCAGAACCUCCGAAACCUCCCGCCAAACGCUCGAAUGUGUUCGGUCUUCUCAACGAUGAUCCCCCAGAUCCACCGCCAAAGCGACCGUCUCUGGAGGCACCGAAACGAACAUCCAUCCUCUCUCCGCAGAUUACUACUCUUCCUCCAGGGCAGAAUCUGCUACAGCAACCGCGAAGCCAGCAUCACCCUGAAGAUCCGCUUCUAAAUAGAGCACCAAGAGGCCCAUAUGGUCCCAGUAGCGGCAGCGUGCUUUCAGCAGGCAGCGGGCAGCAGUCAUCGACCGAGUAUCCGAGUUCGUUUUCUGCAACUACUGCCCCUGGGCCCAGCAAUGAAGCAUGGAUGGACCGUUUUGAUCCGCGUCCUCAGGGAGUCCCAAGUGACCAGCGGAGUCACCACCAUUCGCCUGCCCCGAGUCACUAUUCUGUUGUACCUCCAACUUCCCAGCAGAGUAGCAUUCCUCCGCUCCAUUCGGUGCGAGUGGACGCGGCCCGCGGAAUGGAUCGAUCUGGAAUCGACCACCGACGGACGUUGCUAAGCCCAAUUAAUCAGAUGCCACAUGCGCCCUCUCCUCCACCUCAACAGCCGACGCCGCUUGUGCCACAAUUGCGUUCAGCUUCCACUUCAUCGCACCAUUCACGGGUACCCUCUGUUGGUUACUCUGCUUCGCAGCCGCCGAGUCAGUCGUCUCUCAGCCACCCGACAAUGCCGCAAAGUCACUCUCACUCGGCAAGCUCAACUCCAGUCUCAAGUCUUCACCGAGCGCAGUCGUCUCUCGAUUUUGCACCACGACUAACCAUCCAACAACACAUGGCUCAGCAAAACCAGCAGAAACAACAGCAAGAGCAGCAGCGUGAACACGAAAGACACAUCCAACGCCAUCGAGAAUUGGAAGCGGCACAACAUCGUGAAAGGGAACGCGAGCGAGAACAACAGCAACAACCACCACCACCGCAGUCCCACCAGCAGCAGCAGCAGCAACAACAACAACAACACAUGAGGCGGGAGAUGUACGGUAUCGAACACCAUGCAACGCCUACAAUGUCUCGCCAAAACCAACUGGGGACGGCAUCUAAUCAAAGCCACGCGGCAUUCGCUCAACGGGAGAUUCCACGAACCUAUACACCUCCGCAUUCACAUAGUAAUUCUCACUCUCAUUCUCACUCGCAAUUCCCGGUUUCUAGUCACGGCCCGGGUGGCUUGGGAGCGCCUCAUCCUCUUCAGCAUCCACAUCCGCAUGCACAUCAGCAGCAGCAGCAGCAGCAGCAACAACAACACCAACAUCAACAUCAGCACCAACACCAGCACCAGCAUCCAACGGGACCGCUUCCACACCUACAGGCGCAAGGGAGAGGUCAACCGCCGCCUCAUUUGCAUCACCCUCACCCUUCUCAACCGCAAAUCCUCCAUCCAGGACCGACAGGGCAUUUUCGAGCGAUGAGUCAAGGAGAACCGAGACGUGAUGAGAGACGGUGA
Molecule: messenger RNA, 6177 nt
Organism: Cladophialophora bantiana CBS 173.52
Lineage: Eukaryota; Fungi; Ascomycota; Eurotiomycetes; Chaetothyriales; Herpotrichiellaceae
Exons: 1
Coding region: 1-6177 (2058 amino acids)
Biological process (GO): regulation of transcription by RNA polymerase II
Cellular component (GO): Set3 complex
Source: RefSeq, a predicted model, not a curated record